AUGUUCGGUUACGAUGUUGUCGAAGCGAAGAUGGAUCGAAUCCUUCUGAAUGAUAUCUCAUUUGAAGCCCUGGAUGCAUUGGUGAACUUUGUCUACACGAGUGAAAUUUCCAUAAAUAGCGAUAACGUGCAAAGUUUGCUGUUUGCAGCGUCCAUAUUACAGAUGGAUUCCGUCUGUUUUGCAUGUCAACGAUUUAUGACCCAAUUGCUCACGACGAAAAAUUGCCUUCUCAUUCGGCAAUUUGCCGAGCAGCACAAUUGUGUCGAUUUAUUGAACAGUUCUGAUGAUUAUGCGGUGGACCAUUUCAUUGUGAGUUCUUUUCCUUGGAUGACUUUUUGCAUUUUCGCUUAG
Messenger RNA from Cooperia oncophora, 351 nucleotides. The record is from the annotation of a GenBank genome assembly. NCBI's taxonomy places the organism in Eukaryota, Metazoa, Nematoda, Chromadorea, Rhabditida, Trichostrongylidae.